Coturnix japonica (Japanese quail) is the source of this 11072-nucleotide messenger RNA. It is a transcript of the gene ATG2B, whose product is annotated as autophagy related 2B. The record is from RefSeq and is a predicted model, not a curated record. Gene Ontology annotation, molecular function: protein-membrane adaptor activity; phosphatidylinositol-3-phosphate binding. Gene Ontology annotation, biological process: reticulophagy; glycophagy; autophagy of peroxisome. Gene Ontology annotation, cellular component: phagophore; phagophore assembly site. Lineage: Eukaryota; Metazoa; Chordata; Aves; Galliformes; Phasianidae.
AUGCCGUGGCCGUUCUCGGAGUCCAUCAAGAAGAGGGCCUGCAGGUAUCUGCUGCAGAGGUACCUGGGCCACUUCCUGCAGGAGAAGCUCAGCCUGGAACAGCUCAGCCUGGAUCUCUACCAGGGCACCGGCUCUCUGACGCAGGUCCCGCUGGACAAGUGGUGUCUGAAUGAGAUCCUGGAGUCUGCAGAUGCACCUCUGGAAGUCACAGAUGGUUUUAUCCAGUCAAUUUCCUUAUCUGUUCCAUGGGGGUCAUUACUACAGGAUAACUGUGCAUUAGAAUUAAAAGGAUUAGAGAUGGUCUUCAGACCAAGACCAAGGCUUGCAUCUGGCUCUGAACCUAUGUAUUGGUCAAGUUUUAUGACCAGUAGUAUGCAACUUGCAAAAGAGUGUCUUAGCCAGAAAUUGACAGAUGAACAAGGAGAAGGGUCCCAGCCUUUUGAAGGACUUGAAAAAUUCGCAGAAACUAUUGAAACAGUAUUACGAAGAGUGAAAGUCACCUUCUUAGAUACUGUUCUGCGAAUAGAACACGUGCCAGAAAAUUCCAAAAGUGGAACUGCAGUUGAAAUUCGAAUUGAAAGAACUAUGUACUGUGAUGAAACUGCUGAUGAGUGCUCUGGAAUUAAUGUACAUCAGCCCACAGCUUUUGCUCACAAGUUACUUCAGCUCUCAGGUGUCUCUUUCUUCUGGGACGAGUUUCCCGCAUCAACAAAGUCCUCCCCAGUCUGUUCAGCUACACAGCUGGCAACUGAACCAAAGCUUUCACCCAGCUGGAACCCAAAAAUCACUUAUGAGCCUCACCCACAAUUAACAAGAAAUUUGCCAGAAAUUACUCCUUCUGACCCUGUACAGAUCAGUAAACUGAUUGGUAGAAUGGAACUGAGCCUCACAUUAAAGCAAAAUGAAGUACUUCCUGGAGCGAAGUUGGAUGUAGAUGGACAGAUAGACUCUAUACAUCUAUUUUUGUCACCCAGGCAAGUGCAUCUUCUACUGGACAUGGUAGCAGCUAUUGCUGGACCAGAAAGCCUAAGCAGGAUAGAAUUGUCAAAUAAAGAUAGGAAGAACCGGCCAAUGCAGCAGGAAGAUGAGUAUCGAAUUCAGAUGGAAUUGAAACGUUAUUUAAGAAAAGAGUCUUUAUCUGCGGGAGCCUCAUCUGAACAAAGCUUCUACGAGACAGAGACUGCCAGAACGCCUUCUAGUCGUGAGGAAGAAGUUUUCUUCUCAAUGGCUGAAAUGGACAUGUCUCACAGCCUUUCCUCCCUGCCGCCUCUCGGGGACCCUCCAACUAUGGAUCUAGACUUGUCUUUAACUAGUACAUAUACAAACACACCAGCAGGAUCUCCACUGAGCACAACAGUGCUUCAACCAAUGUGGGGUGAUUUUCUUGAUCGUAACAAACAAGAACUACAGCCUCCAAGAGGUUCUUCACUUGCAGCCAAUGUGGUUCAUCAGGCUUCCUUAAGGAGGACGUCUAUUCCAUCCAGAUCUGUUUCUGUGGAUGAAUCCAGACCUGAGCUUCUUUUUAGACUCACAGUGGGAACUUUCUCAGUGUCUGUACUUCAUAUCGACCCUUUACCUCCACCUGAAAGUUCACUGAACCAUAACCCUUUGACACCAAUGGCUCGAGAUUUCUUUGCCCAAAUAGAAAAAAUUGAGCCAUCUAAGUUUGCAACUGAAGAUUUUCUGUCCUUCCGAGAAGUAUUUUCAGAAGCUUGUUCCCAUGACCAUCUUAGAUUUAUAGGUACUGGCAUCAAAGUGUCCUAUGAACAAAGACAAAGGUCUGCUUCUCGAAGUUUUAGUACGGAUUUAUCCAUUGGGAAUAUGGAGCUUCUGGAAUGCCUUUUCUCUACUGACUCUCAUUCCAUUCAGCCUCACUAUACAGAGCUGCUGACAUUUCGUUCUGAAGAAGAAAAUGAUUCUCAUGCUCUGCCAUGCCUUCAGCUUCAUUAUAAGCAUUCAGACAAUAGAGGACCUCAGGGUAGUCAAGGCAGACUUAGUUCUAUUCCACAGAAAGCAGAGCUACAAAUAAAGUUAAGUCCAGUGUUUUGUGAGCUGGAUAUUAGUAUUGUGGACAGAUUAAAUUCCUUGCUUCAACCACAGAAGUUAACUUCAGUGGAGAUGAUGGCAUCUCACAUGUAUACUUCUUACAACAAACACAUAAAUCUGCAUAAAGCAUUCACUGAAGUUUUUCUGGAUGAUUCACACACUCCUGCAAACUGUAGAGUUUCAGUUCAAGUCACUGCCCCUGCAUUAAAUUUGUCUGUUCGCUUCCCAAUACCUGACCUGCGGUCGGAUCAGGAAAGAGGACCAUGGUUCAAGAAGUCACUUCAGAAAGAGAUUCUUCAUCUGGAAUUUACAGAUAUAGAAUUUAAAACUGAGUUUAUAGGAGGGUCAACUCCAGAACAAGUUAAAUUAGAACUUACUUUUAAAGAGCUGACUGGUUCAUUUGAAGAAGAUAAAACUCAAGCACCAGUAAAAUUUUUUCAAGUGUCUGGUGGUGUUGAUGGUGAUAUAACAUCAUCAGACAACUUUGACUGGCCUCGGAUUGUACUGAAAAUAAACCCUCUGGCUGUGCAUUCCAUUCUGGAAAGGAUAGCAGCUGAGGAGGAGGAAGGAGAUGGUAACUUUCAAGAGGAAGAAGAAGGAGGGCCUCAUUCUUUGAAAGAUGUCUGUGAUAUUAGAAGACCAGAGCCUUCUCCUUUUUCUUCUCGUAGAGUCAUGUUUGAAAAUGAAGAGAUGGUGAUGCCAGGAGAUGUAGUUGAGAUGACUGAGUUUCAGGAUAAGACAAUUAACAAUUCUCAUUAUGUACUGGAGCUCAUGUUACCAAACAUUCAUCUAACAUUACCAAAUAAAAGCUUUUAUGAAAAACUGUACAACAGAAUCAGCAAUGAUUUGCUGUUGUGGGAACCAACUGCUCCAUCUCCUGUAGAAACAUUUGAAAACCUUUCUUACGGUGUUGGACUAUCUGUGGCCAGUCAACUCAUCAAUACUUUCAGUAAAGACAGCUUCAGUCAAUUUAAAUCUGCAGUUAAUUAUGAUGAUGAGAGUGGAUCUGAAGAGGAAACACUACAAUAUUAUUCCACUGUUGAUCCAAAUUAUCGUUCACGCAGAAGGAAAAAACUUGACUCUCAGAAUAAACAUUUGCAAAGCUUUCUAUCGGUUCAGCUAAAUGUUACACAUGGAUUAGUGUCAAUAUUCACAGAUGUAAAGCAGGACGAUGGAAAAACAUUAGAAGGAAAAUAUGGAGAAUUUUGGUUGGAAUUCAAUAAUGGUUCACUUUUUAGUGUGACUAAAUAUGAAGGUUUUGAAGAUAGACACUACGUUUGUCUCCAUUCUAGCAGCCUCAAUUUGUAUCAUCAAGGUAUGGUGGAUGGGGCCGUCCCUUCGUCUGAAAUACGACUGCCCAGCACAAUACGUCCCCAUUGGUUAGAACCUACUAUUUGUUUUUCGGAAGAAGAUGGUCUUAGUAGAACAUCUUCAGAUGGCGUGGGAGAGAACUGCCCAAAUAUGCUGACCGUUGCAGUCAAAAUCCAAUCAGAUAAAAUAGAGAGCAAUACAAAGGAAUUUCUAGUUGCUGUUGGGCUAAGAGGAGCCACCCUUCAACACAGAGUGUUGCCUUCAGGUCUAAGCUGGCACGAACAGAUUUUAUAUUUUUUGAAUAUUUCUGAUGAGCCUGUUUUGGGAUAUAAUCCUCCAGCUACAGUUACAACCUUUCAUGUGCAUCUAUGGAGUUGUGCUCUUGAUUACAGGCCCGUGUAUUUGCCAGUCAGAUCUCUACUUACUGUUGAAACUUUCAGCAUUUCCAGCAGCGUUGCAGUAGAUAAAUCCUAUUCUACUCUCAGGGUAAUUUUAGAUGAAGCUGCUUUGCAUCUGUCUGACAAGUGCAACACCGUCAUGGUAAACCUCCACAGAGAUUAUGUUCGUGUUAUGGAUAUGGGCCUGCUGGAACUAACUAUUACAACAGUAAAAUCUGAUUCAGAUGGGGAAAGAACUAAACCACGUUUUGAGCUGCGCUGUUCCAGUGAUGUAAUCCAUAUUCGCACUUGCUCUGAUUCGUGUGCUGCGCUAAUGAACCUUAUACAGUAUAUUGCGAGUUACGGUGAUUUACAUCCUCCAAGUAAAACAGAGAUUAAAUGUGGAGUUAACAAGCCAAAAAUGAAGGUGGAGACGUUUAGCCAGCCCUCUUCACAUGGACCGCUGCUCGCUGAAUCACAGCAACAGAUUUUACGGGAUUUGAUGAGUGAUGCUAUGGAGGAAAUUGAGACUCAUCAGUCUUCUUCUGCUGCGAAGAAAGAGCCUAAUGGAGUUUUGGAUGACAGAUCUCAAACUCAGGAACCAUGUUGCUCAGAUCUCUUCCUAUUUCCAGAUGAGAGUGGGAAUGUCUCACAAGAUCCAAGUCCCACUUACACUUCAUUCACUCAUCACCUGAUAAAUGAGACUGUGGGAGAUGUUCCUGCAGAAAGUGAUGAUUUCUGCAUUCUUUUUGCACCCAAAGCUGCUGUUUCUGAGAAAGAAGAAGAACCAGUAAUAAAAAAACUGGUUGAUGAUGCAAUUGUGAUAAAGGAAAAUCAUUUUAGUCAACCUGUGAAAAAAACAGAUGCAAGUAAAGCUCCCCUUCAUUUUCCUGUUCCUCUGGUACGCUACGUUGUGAAGGAAAUCUCUCUUAUUUGGCAUCUUUAUGGUGGAAGGGAUUUUGGGUCUGCACCACCAACAUCUCCAGCUAAAAGUUUCGUAAGUCCCCAUAGCUCUCCUUCACAUACACCCACAAGACAUGGAAGGAGUACAGCAUGUGGGGGAAGAGGAAGAAACCCAGAUUUCCUCAUGGAAAUACAAUUAAGCAAGGUGAAAUUCCAGCAUGAAGUGUACCCCCAAAGUGGUGCAGAAGGCGAAUCUGGUCUGUUGGAACAACCUGUGUCACGACAGAUUUUUAUUGUUCAAGACUUAGAGAUCAGAGACCGCUUAGCUACAUCGCAGAUGAACAAAUUUCUCUAUCUAUACUGUAGUAAGGAGAUGCCCAGAAAAGCACAUUCAAACAUGUUAACAGUUAAAGCAUUACAUGUCCGACCAGAGUCUGGCAGAUCCCCACAGGAAUGUUGUUUACGUGUUUCAUUAAUGCCACUUCGCCUCAAUAUUGACCAGGAUGCCUUGUUUUUCCUGAAGGACUUUUUCACUAGCCUCUCUGCAGAAGUAGAGCUUUUAGUUACUCCAGAUCCUGAAGUUAAAAAGUCUCCUGGCGCUGAAGUUACGUGUAGUUUGCCCAGGUAUUCCAGUAGCCUUAAGGACCCGAGUCCAGUCAUUUCUUUCUCAUCACACAAGCAAACAAGUGAGAAUGGUAGCAUUGAUUCUAUGGAUGUGAUUAAUGGGGAUGAUCAUCGUUUCUCAGAAGAAGUGACAUCAUACAGUGAUCAGCCUGUAUUUUUCAGAGAGUUUCGUUUUACAUCUGAAGUUCCUAUACGGCUCGAUUACCAUGGCAAACAUGUAUCUAUGGAUCAGGGGACACUAGCUGGGAUUCUUAUUGGGCUUGCACAGUUAAACUGCUCAGAAUUAAAGCUGAAGAGACUUUGUUACAGACAUGGUUUAUUAGGUGUCGAUAAAUUGUUUUCCUAUGCCAUCAGUGAAUGGCUUAAUGAUAUAAAGAAAAACCAGCUACCAGGAAUUUUGGGAGGAGUAGGACCUAUGCAUUCACUGGUGCAGUUAGUUCAAGGUCUGAAGGACUUGGUGUGGCUACCAAUUGAGCAGUAUCGAAAGGAUGGCCGUAUUGUAAGAGGCUUUCAGAGAGGAGCGGCAUCUUUUGGUACUUCAACUGCAAUGGCAGCCCUGGAGCUAACAAACAGAAUGGUUCAGACAAUACAGGUGGCUGCAGAAACAGCGUAUGAUAUGGUAUCACCAGGGCCAAAUUUUAUUGAAACUAAAAAGAUCAAACGAUUCCCUCGCCAUCGUUUGGCUCAUCAGCCGGUAGAUCUGCGGGAAGGUGUUGCCAAAGCAUACAGUGUUGUAAAAGAGGGAAUUACGGACACAGCCCAAACCAUCUAUGAGACUGCUGCUCGUGAGCACGAAAACAGAGGAGUAACAGGAGCUGUAGGAGGAGUCCUCCGCCAAAUUCCACCAACUGUGGUGAAACCUUUCAUUGUUGCAACAGAGGCAACCUCAAAUGUCCUAGGUGGAAUGAGAAACCAGAUCAGGCCAGAUGUGCGUCAAGAAGAGUCUCAGAAAUGGCGCCUCGGGGAAGACUGAAUUUAUAAAUCAGGCUCAGCAGCCAGCUAUCAAGGCUAGAAAUGCAGAAGAUUUUCCCAUUGGCAGCCUUAGAUGAAGCUGAAUUUGUUUUGCUCAUCUCAGGAACAAGCAAGGUUUUUGCCUAUUAUUAGCAAAACAUCCAACCAAAAAUAUUUAUGAAGUGGAAAGCAAAUUGGUACUUGCUUAUGCUGUGUGUUACCAAUACAUUUGGUAGAUAGUGCCAAACAUAACAAAGCAUGCGCUGCCAACUCAAGAGACGUGCUUGCUCUAUUCUGUUUACCAUAUUUUUCUUGGUAGAUUAAACAUCUGAAGCAGCAACCUACAUGAUGAAAAUAAGUAUACUUCAGAGAUGGUUUUUGAGCUCAGUCAAGAAACUGUCUUCAAUAAAGGGCUCUGCAGAUGCUCUUCACUGACUAAAAGAUAACAGCUUUCAUUUUGGACUUGAGAUACGGAGGCAAUGUAACAUGGAAGCAGACAUGAUAAUAUCAUUUAGUGGUCAUAGGCAUUGCUUUUAGUGUGGCACUUAAGGAGCAAUCUUGAUAACCAUUCAGAAUUUAGAUUCAGUACUGAUACACCUGUGAACAGGAUUUGUUUCUCAAUAUUAAAUACCUACUUUUGUGGGUCUUUGAAGAAACUGAAUGUUGCAGAAAUGUUCUGUUGUGUUGCACUUUAAAGGAUAUGGCCUGUAUAUUGUGCUUUUUUAUAGCGUGAAUAAAAUGUAAUGUGCAUUAUCCUUUAUGUGGUUAAAAGCUUAAACAAGUAAUUGAUAAAAAGCAUCAUUUGAUGAUGAUUCUACAGAAAGUGUCUUAAAUUUGUUUAAAUGGCUUGUUAUAUGUAAAAAGACUCUUGUCUCUGUUACACUAAUUACAAAGCUAAAAAUAACUGUUCUUCAAAAAAACAUAUUGUAGCGAAAUGUUCUUUGUAAGAAUGAGGAAUCCUACAUAAAUCCAAAUUAUUUUAUAACAUCAUGGUUAAAAUUCUCCACCAAAUUUAAUUAUCUGCUUUCUUUUAAGGUUGUGGAGUUGCUGCUCUUAACAAGAUUUUUUUAAAUUUUAUUUAAAUCAUUCAUCAUCAGUUAUUUGGCAGUGAGAGUUUGGAGCCAUUUAAUUUGAACUGGGAAUAGUUGAGGAUUUGAAAAACAAAAACCUUCAAAAGUCAGAGUUGAUUCUGACGCUCUUUACAGUUUAAUAGGGGAACAGGGUCUCUGCAGAGCUUUAUGAAGUCGCUGAUAGUGCACCAUUUCUGGGAAAUCAAAAGGCUAGACAGUAGCUGUGCAGGAAUAAACCUUUACUCCUUGUGCUUGCAAAGACUGGAGGAUAAAAAGUAAAGACUACUUUGAAUAGAAAACUACUUAUUUUGAAUUUCAGCAGCUUAAUAAUUUGAGUGACCAAUUGGAACAUUAGUUUUUGCUAGUCCUGUUGUCCUACAUAUGCGCCAUGGACAAAUCUCUGCUGAAAGGUGCUUUUCAUUUGACUUGAAUCUCUAAAGUUGAUCAGGAGGUGAUCUCCUUCUCUUUUUUUUUUUUUUUUUUAAUGAUCUACCAUUAGCAGAACCUUUGCUGCUAUACUGCAUUGCAGGACAAAAGUAGCACAUGGAGGAAAACAGUAUAUUAAGAUGAAUAAGCAUUAAUUAGCUGUUCCUGGACACCAAAGAAUUUGUUUGGAGAGUAAAUGAUUUGUGAGAGAGGGCCCCUCUGCUGGAAUGACUGUUGCAGACUGCUUUUAUUAUUUUGAAUAAAACAAAUCCGUUUGCAAACAAGUUCUUAUGUGGGUGGAAGGUGCUAUUACAAAGUUGGCUUUCAUUCACUGGAAUCUUCGUAGUUGCAGUAUGUUUUGAAGACCUGAUAAUUUCAUUUAAGCAACACGUUGUAAGCAGAAGGAAAUUCUUCUGAGAGGACAAAUACCUACAUGUGUGUAAUACCUGCAUAUAUGAAAUACUUUCCGAUGUAAAAAUACUUGCUGCAGUUCACAUUUUUCUUCAGUAUUGUUACUAAAUGCUUCAGUAAGAGCUCAAAGCCGAACAUUUUGCACAAGAAUGAGUUCCAUGCUUGCUAUUUCACACCUCCUGUCUGCCUUCUGAAGAAGUGGUAAUGAGUCAGUGCAAGUAAGUAGCAAUUAAUCAUUUUCAAUUACAGUUAACAUCCUACAUCCUUCCUUCUGAUCUAGUUCAUCCAGUUAAUGGAAGUACACUGUAACAGUAGAAAUCUGCAUGUUUUCUUCCUUUGCUUAAAAUAAGCACUGGUAUUUCAGUGUUCAGUUUCCAUUCUGUCAUCAUCUGAUUGUACAGCAAUGCAGUUUGAACAUAUUUUUAUACGAGGCCAUACUCUCAAGGUGAAAUAUUUUGUAGAGUGUCUGUUGACAAUACAGAUUGUACAAAUCAUUAAACUUCAAAUGUUUCACUAAUUAAACCCUUGAAUUUAUUUCUUGUAUUUUAUUGAGCCUUUUUAGGGAAACUUUAAGAUUUUUUCCCCCUUAAUUUUAUUUUUGUGACCAGUUUCUUAAUUUUUUGAAUGUAUAUUCUGUAUUGUUUUUUAUUUCAGUGACGUCAUGUAGCACUGGAUAUUUUAAAAUCCAAACACUCCUCAGACUGUACAUGGUGUUUUAGAGCAGUUUUAAAUCAAAAGAUACAUGUUGCCUAUCAAAGGUUCUGCUCAAUACUUUGGAAGCAUUUAAUUCACCAAAUACAGUUAGAUUGAAUGGAUUUCCUGGAAAUUAAGGCUAUAAUAUACAAGGGCUGCUCUGAAAUUAAUGCCUCUUAUUUUCUAAUGUUGACUCAUGACAUCAAGAGCAGGUGGUGGUUGUGUGGCAAUAGAGGUUGAACUUUCCUGUCAGUAUCCCAUUACAUUUUGUGACUAUGUGACAGAUGGAAGCAGGAGUGCAGUCAGAUACAAAAUGGUAUCUGACAUCGAAGAGUGGAUGAAGGAAAAGGGUGUCAUUGAAUGUUCGAUGACAAUUGAUAAACUUUUAUGGAGACAAACAGUAGGUGUUAGAACAGGGGGGAGAUGAGUGCUGCAUUUCAGCAGAGGCAAAAGAACUGUGAAAUACAAACCAUGGUCAUGACUGCCAUGUAUGGAGGAGUGUCUCAUUCACACGAGCUGUUGAAUUAUAUCCAGGGAGGAGAGUAUGGAUCUGAACAUCAACUUCAAUGCAUUGGCAACAGUGGUGGCAAUGUUGGAAUGCUUCAAAGUUUAUGUCAGGUGGGUUCCAUGAAUGCUCAUUCAGGAGCAGAAACAAUACCAUAUGUGAGUGUGUCAGGACUCACUGAGCCAGUAUAAGGCUGCAGGUGAUGGUUUCCUGGGUUGUGUCGUCAGUGGUGAUGAGGUGCGGUAUCACUACUACGAGACAAAGUCAAAAUGGCAGGCCAAGGAGAGGUGACAUGAAAUCCCCAUCAAGAAAAAGUGCAAGAUGUGGCCCACAGUGGGUGAAGUAAUAGAAGGGACAGGAAAGCAGUGAUCCUUCUGGAUUUCCUGGAGCCCAGACAAACCAUCAGCUCUGGCUGCUACACUACAAUGCUGACAAAGCUGAAGGAUCAAACUUCUAGAGUCAGGGCAGAGAAAAAGGCAACCUUUGUCUUGCAACAAACCGGUUUGGAGCAUAUUGCCAGUCCUGGCUGGACUGUCCUACCACACCCACUGCAUGGUCCUGAUAUGAUACUUUCUGACUUCUAUCCAGCAGUGAAACAUGGACCUGUGGGAAGUGAUACCAUCACAGCAGCUGUGAAACAGUGUGUCACUUCUGCUAAGGGCAGAUUUUGACAAGUGCAGCAUGGAGGCUUCUGCUCAUCACUGGCAAAAAUACACAGCCAGUGUUAGUGACUACACUGAAAGUUAGCAUUUAAUCUCUGAGAAUUUGCUCCAUUGAGUAGUGUUAUUGUGCUCUUUUUUUUUUUUUAUCUGCUGUCAAUCCCAUGGAAAUAAAUAGGGGACAUUACUUUUGGAGUAAACUGUGCACGCUGCUGUAGUUUUCUUAGCAUGGAUCUAUGAAAGUGUACUCGUGUUUUCUGCUGAAAUCAACUUGUAUAGAUACUAAUGAGUACUUCUCAUUGUUAUAGUCUAUGAGCAGGCAUUGACCAUUUUCUCUAACACACAAAUUCUGUAACAUUGAACUAACACUGCUACUACUAUUACUUAGCCAGAUGUUCAGGCUCAGAAGUGUCUACUGGGAUUUUCUUAAGUGUUCUGCCUAGGAACCUGUGGGUGCCUAGGAACCACCUGAAAGACAGCUAUGCUCCAUAAGAACCUUAACAGUGUGAGCAACAAAUACUUCAAUGCAAAGGCAGCCUCUGUUUACUUACAGUUAUCAAUUGACAGUUCGAAAACCAACUUUUUAGCAAUAUACACUAUGCUUGCUUUUGUAGUGAUAAGCAUUAGGUCACUCACCAAUGAAUUUAUAUAUGCUUAUUGGGUGUGCCUGUUUUUUCAUUAAGUGGUUAAUUGUGGUCAUACCUUACUCAGUUUCAUUUACCAUUAUUUGAGUUGGCAAGAAAGGUUUUUUAAGAAACCUUAAUGAAGGAGACACUUUUACUGAACAUUAUCUGUAUCGUUGCAAACGUGGUACUGAUUUUACUUUAAACACUGGAACAUAAGCAUUUGUAAAGCAAUGAAAUCCAAGAAUUCAUUUAGAAUGGUUAGAUACAUUCAAGUACCCCACAGUUCACAGUAGUACAAGCAUUCUCAGAAAAGAUGUAAGUGCCGUAAUCAUGUUUGGAUCCAUAGCGUGCAGAGCUCUCUCAGUCUCUGGACUUUAUGUUUUAAGUUUCUGACAACUGUUUUAAGUUGCUGUAUGUGCUGAAUCUUGUUUACAAUGAAAAAAAAAAUUAAACACUAUGUAUUAAAUACA